This is a messenger RNA of Dichomitus squalens LYAD-421 SS1, 1517 nucleotides long. RefSeq lists its product as uncharacterized. Lineage: Eukaryota; Fungi; Basidiomycota; Agaricomycetes; Polyporales; Polyporaceae. The transcript is spliced from 3 exons. The record is from RefSeq and is a predicted model, not a curated record. Bases 106 to 1125 code for a protein of 339 amino acids. Gene Ontology annotation, molecular function: protein binding.
GGGCGCCCAAUAUUCCCUGUGGACGUUGCCAUAAAAUCAUUCUUCAAUUCCGGAGGGGAUCGUCGCCCCUUACCCAUUCCUCCUGACGACACUCAGGGCUUCGUCAUGGAUUGCCUCCCAGAAGAGCUUAUCUCGUACAUCUUUGACUUCCUGCACGCCGAGGCCGCGCUCUCCUCCGCUAUGCUCGUCAGUCAGCGAUGGUACAUGUACGGUGCGCGCAACCUCCAUCACACCAUCGACCUCUGUAUAGGGCCCUCGGUCACUGUCAACUCUUGCGACGUCGCCGUCUGCUUCAUGAAACGCCUCGUAUCCUCUCCGCUCUCCAGCGCCCACCUUAUCCGCCAUCUCACCCUCUCCGGCUUCGCGCCUCUCGACAUCCAAGAACUCCUUCUCGAUAUCCUUGGCCGCACAACCCACCUCCGGUCGCUCAAUAUGCAUGCCCUCCACAUCCUCCAGGGCGGUUUGCAUUUCCCCCAGGAGAUCUUCUCCUCCCCCACCUUUCUCCCGAACCUUGUCGCGCUCAACGCGUCCUCCGCCCCCUUCAGCGUCUCCCUCGUCCAGACGCGACAAUACGUUGAGGCCCUACGCGUGCACGAGCCCAUGGACGACGCGCUCCUCCGCCGCCUCCUGGGCUCAGGUUUCACGCAAAAGGCGAAGUUGCUCGAGCUCGCACUAUCCGUUGACAGCACGGCGGCUGCUGUCGCACGCGUAGGCAUCCUCGCAUCCGCUCUCGCAGGAGGGCCCCUCUGCGCGCUCGCGCUCCAGUUCGACAUGGAUCGUCCGAAACAAGUAUCGUGGGAGGAGUUCGAGGGUUUGAUUACUGAGGUGGGACAACGCCUGCAGUGCCUGCAGAAUCUGCGAAGGCUGAGCAUUGUCACCCGCCCGGAUCCGCCCAUUGCUGUCACGGCAAGCGACAGGCUGACGGGAGACUCGCGCAGAGAAAUGAUGACAAGACAGCUCGCAGAGCGGUUGCUGACGGAUAGUGAGCUAUCGUCGUUAGAGCGCAUCGAGCUUCGCUGGCACGGCUGGAAAAUCCAGGACGGAAAGAUGGUGGCAGUCCCGCGAACGCAGCUGAUGCGAGGACCGCACAGGUGGCUAUUCGAAGCGCCCGGUUCUUCGCGAUAGAUAGUCACUGCUCCAGUGGAAGACGCGUUCUACUCGGGCAAUAGACUCCUUUCGCAAGCGGUUUCAGAACCGGCGAACCGGGCUUAUCAUUGUUGAGGAGCGGGCGAGGCGCCGCUCAGAACCGCUAGCGCAAAGACUCUAAUAUUGUACCUCUACGGACGAACGCUGGAGUAAGCCUUAGCUUCAUGGCCCCACGCUUGAGGCCGCUGUCCCGGCGGGAAUGGGCGAAUCGUUCAUGUGUGGCGAAGGUGGAGGGUUCUCUGUCCCAGGACACACAUACUGCCGCGUGUCAGGGUUGGAGUUACGUUCGCCCUUGUGAGAGGAAUGAACACUUGGGCACGGUCGACUUUCUGUAGACUUUCGGCUGUGUUCGCACUGACUUUACACCUUGA